Molecule: messenger RNA, 2397 nt
Organism: Papaver somniferum (opium poppy)
Lineage: Eukaryota; Viridiplantae; Streptophyta; Magnoliopsida; Ranunculales; Papaveraceae
Product: granule-bound starch synthase 1, chloroplastic/amyloplastic
Exons: 14
Coding region: 203-2032 (609 amino acids)
Molecular function (GO): alpha-1,4-glucan glucosyltransferase (UDP-glucose donor) activity
Source: RefSeq, a predicted model, not a curated record
AUCCUCUACGGACUUCUUCUUCUCUCGUACUACUUAACAACUCCUACAGCUUACUUGUGAUCUGUGCUGCUGUGUCUCACUCCACAGUCAGUCUAGAGACAAACAAAAGAGUGCGUAUUUUGAGAGUGACGUAUCUCUCUAUUCUCCAUCCUUGUGAACUCAUCAGCAUAUAAUAAUCUCUCAACUGACAAGAAUAUUACGGAUGACGACCAUAAGUGCGUCCCAGUUUGUGUCACGAAUCAACUGCGGAGGAACUGCACCAAAAGACAUACUUAAACAAAUCAAUAUGAAGAACCAAAGCAUGACUCAUUCAGGGUUAAGAUCUUUGAGCAAAGUAGAUUUCUUACAAAUAAAAAACACUCAGAAAGCAGCUUCUAGGGAAUUGAGGAGGAACGCAUUCCAGACAGACAAAGGUACUGCGUCAGGAGAGGUUAAAUGUUCUAGUGGGAUGAACUUGGUCUUUGUUGCUGCUGAAGUAGGCCCCUGGAGUAAAACCGGUGGUCUUGGUGAUGUUCUUGGAGGCUUACCACCAGCCAUGGCGGCAAAUGGACAUCGUGUUAUGACAGUCUCUCCUCGUUAUGAUCAGUAUAAAGAUGCUUGGGAUACCAAUGUGUCAGUUGAGAUGAAAAUUGGGGACAGAAUUGAAACCGUUCGUUUCUUCCACUGUUAUAAGCGUGGGGUUGACCGUGUAUUUGUGGAUCACCCACUGUUUCUUGAGAAGGUAUGGGGUAAAACUGGAUCUAAAAUCUAUGGUCCGAAUGCUGGAUCAGAUUACCAAGAUAACCAGCUUAGAUUCUGUUUGCUUUCUCUGGCAGCUCUAGAAGCACCAAGAAUUCUGAAUCUCAACAGCAACAAAUAUUUCUCUGGAACAUACGGAGAGGAGGUCGUGUUCAUCGCUAAUGAUUGGCAUACAGCCCUCCUACCAUGCUACCUUAAAAGUAUAUACCAAUCUAAAGGAAUGUACGAAACUGCCAAGGUUGCUUAUUGCAUCCACAACAUUGCUUACCAAGGAAGAUUUGCUUUUUCCGAUUUUGCGCUUCUCAAUCUUCCGGAUUCAUUUAGGAGUUCUUUUGACUUCAUUGACGGGUAUGAGAAGCCUGUUAAAGGAAGGAAGAUUAACUGGAUGAAGGCUGGAAUAUUAGAGGCAGACAAGGUCGUAACUGUGAGUCCAUACUAUGCUGAAGAACUUGCUUCAGGCCCGGAUAAAGGUGUGGAACUGGAUAAUAUUAUACGCAGAGCUGGCUGUCUGGGUAUUAUAAAUGGAAUGGAUGUUCAGGAGUGGAACUCAUUAACUGAUAAAUAUAUCGACGUCAAAUAUGAUGCCUCAACUGUGACCGAGGCGAAGGCUCUUCUGAAAGAAGUACUGCAGGCAGAAGUAGGGUUACCUGUUGACCGUAAUAUUCCUGUCAUAGGUUUCAUUGGCAGACUUGAGGAGCAAAAGGGUUCAGAUAUUUUGGCAGCAGCAAUCCCUGAAUUUAUUGACGAAGAAGUGCAGAUAAUUGUCCUUGGUACUGGCAAAAAGCCCAUGGAAAAACAGUUGGAGCAGUUAGAGACUUUGUAUCCUGAAAAAGCUAGAGGAGUGGCGAAGUUCAACGUUCCCUUGGCUCAUAUGAUCAUAGCUGGGGCUGAUUUUAUGAUGAUCUCAAGCAGAUUUGAACCAUGUGGACUCAUCCAGUUACAUGCUAUGCGUUAUGGAACGGUGCCUAUUGUUGCCUCGACGGGUGGAUUAGUGGACACUGUCAAAGAAGGUUUCACGGGAUUUCAAAUGGGAGCUUUCAACGUCGAAUGCGAGGCAAUUGACCCAUUAGACGUGACAGCAAUCGCCACAACCACCAAAAAGGCACUUGAAACCUAUGGAACUCCAGCUUUAACAGAAAUGAUCCAGAACUGCAUGGCUCAAGACCUCUCUUGGAAGGGACCUGCCAAGAAUUGGGAGGACAUGUUGCUGAGCUUGGAAGUUGCAGGUAGUGAACCAGGAAUCGAGGGCGAUGAAAUCGCUCCUCUUGCUAAAGAAAAUGUUGCCACUCCUUGAGUGACAGAACCGCUCCAGUGCAACUUAGAAGAGCUAUUUCACAAUCUAACCCAGGCGAUUCCAUUGCUGCACUGACAAGGCUCUGAUUACUUCGAUCAUAUCUAAGAUUUGAUAAAAUUUAUCCACUGAGAGUUACAUAGUCAGCGACUCAGUGGAAGAGUUCAUGAUGUGUAUAUGAAGUGGCUUUACUGGAAAAGAGAUACUGCUACUCAUUUUCCUUUUCUUCUUUUCUUUUGAUUUAUGCCAUCUACGGCACUCUCGAUGUCCAACGUGGAUGCCAAAAGCGUAGGCUAGCUAGCUCUAGAUCUUGUAUCUGGUCAAGAAGAUCUUUAUAUAAAUAAAAACGACUUUUUCACCUUCUGCUU